Medioppia subpectinata is the source of this 555-nucleotide messenger RNA. The record is from the annotation of a GenBank genome assembly. Lineage: Eukaryota; Metazoa; Arthropoda; Arachnida; Sarcoptiformes; Oppiidae.
GCUAAACGUGCGAACAUGAAUAUGAUGAGAGUGUGGGGCGGAGGGGUGUAUGAGUCGGACCUGUUCUACGAGUUGGCCGACGAGUACGGGAUUAUGAUUUGGCAGGACUUCAUGUUUGCCUGCGCUUUAUAUCCGGCCCACAAAGAGUUCUUGGAUUCAGUUAACAAUGAAGUGAUCACUCAAGUCAGGCGUAUUCAACACCACCCAUCCAUAGCUAUUUGGUCCGGGAACAACGAGAAUGAGUACGGAUUGAAAUAUUGGUGGUAUGACGUGAAGAACUAUUGGCCAGAUUAUAGGGCCCUAUAUGUGAACACUAUCGGCAAAACACUGGCCGCAGAGGACACUACCCGUCCGUACGUGUCUUCGAGUCCGUCCAACGGUUUGGAGACAAUCAAAGAGAACUACACCUCUAGUAAACCGGAUGACGAACUGUACGGCGAUAUUCACUAUUACAACGACAACUCCUCCCUCUGGGACUGGACAUCGCUGUCGAGCCCCCGGUUCUCCUCGGAGUACGGCUACCAAUCCUAUCCAUCCAUUGAGACACUGCUGGAA